AACAAUUAAAAAAAAAAACAAAAAGAACCCUAAAAUUCUUCACCAGGGUUAAAAUCGAGAGCAAAUAUCUUGCGCCAACUCUUUCUUUCUACUCAUCCAUGUCCCCAAAAUCCCCUUCUCAGAAGAAGAGAUACAGGGGUAUUGGGGCUGUGUUUGGGGACGUCAACGCUAUCAUGGCUAUGAUCAUUCCUAAAGAACUUGACGCAUUAGAGAAGGAUUCCGUUUCUUCUGCUUCCUCUGCUUCUUCUUUUGAUUUGCGGUUUCAGGCCACUGCAUUCACGUUACCCAUUAAGGAUUUCUUGAGGACUAGAGAAGUUGGCGAAUUUCUUAGUGGGGCUCUAGCAGGGGCCAUGACUAAAGCUGUUCUUGCUCCACUUGAGACCAUCAGGACUCGAAUGGUUGUCGGUGUUGGAUCCAAAAAUAUUUCUGGUAGUUUCCUUGAGAUCAUUGAGCAGCAGGGUUGGCAAGGGCUUUGGGCUGGCAAUACAAUCAAUAUGAUCCGAAUAAUCCCCACCCAGGCAAUUGAGCUGGGAACAUUUGAGUGGGUGAAGCGAGCAAUGACAUCAACACAGGAGAAAUGGAGACAGAAAGAAUGCCUGAAGGUCCAAACUGGUCAAAUCGGUUUAAACUUCUCUCUCUCCUGGAUUUCUCCAGUUGCUGUGGCUGGUGCAGCUGCUGGUAUUGUCAGCACGCUUGCUUGUCAUCCUCUUGAAGUUUUGAAGGAUAGGCUGACUGUGAGUCCUGAUAUAUAUCCUAACUUAAGCAUUGCGAUUAACAAGAUUUACAAGGAUGGUGGUAUUGGUGCCUUUUAUGCUGGUAUUUCACCUACGCUAAUUGGCAUGCUUCCGUACAGCACAUGUUACUAUUUCAUGUAUGAGACCAUGAAAUCUUCCUAUUGUGAAGCAAAGAAUAAGAAGACUCUAAACCGUCCAGAAAUGCUCCUAGUUGGAGCUCUAUCAGGGUUAACUGCUAGCACCAUCAGCUUUCCACUAGAAGUCGCAAGAAAACGGCUAAUGGUGGGAGCUUUGCAGGGUAAGUGCCCGCCCCACAUGAUUGCAGCACUUGCAGAGGUUAGAGAAGAGGGUUUGUUGGGAGUUUACAGAGGGUGGGGUGCUAGUUGUUUGAAAGUAAUGCCAUCAUCUGGCAUCACCGGGAUGUUUUACGAAGCUUGGAAAGAUAUACUGUUCAUGGAGAAACGUGGGCUAUAACAGCAGCAGCUGUUAUGGAAUUUUUUACCAGAAUGAGCUAAUAGAGACCCAGAUCAAAGGUCUUUUUGAUAAUUAUUAGAAAGUGGAAGUCUGCAGGAACUAAUAGCCUUUAUCUCAGAAUCAAUUAUUUAUUGUUUGCAAGGAAGGGAUAUGUGUUGUUGAAUAGCCCACAGCAAAUUAAUUUACACAGAUUCAAACAUGGUAUAACAAUCAGAAUAAUAUAUUUAAAACUAGUUUUCUCCAUUUAGAUUAA
Messenger RNA from Carica papaya (papaya), 1461 nucleotides. Its product is annotated as Mitochondrial substrate carrier family protein. Lineage: Eukaryota; Viridiplantae; Streptophyta; Magnoliopsida; Brassicales; Caricaceae. The record is from RefSeq and is a predicted model, not a curated record. Gene Ontology annotation, biological process: transmembrane transport.